Nanorana parkeri is the source of this 1446-nucleotide messenger RNA. RefSeq names its product zona pellucida sperm-binding protein 3-like. Bases 1 to 1446 code for a protein of 481 amino acids. The record is from RefSeq and is a predicted model, not a curated record. NCBI's taxonomy places the organism in Eukaryota, Metazoa, Chordata, Amphibia, Anura, Dicroglossidae. Gene Ontology annotation, cellular component: extracellular matrix. The transcript has 8 exons. Gene Ontology annotation, biological process: binding of sperm to zona pellucida; positive regulation of acrosome reaction; egg coat formation. Gene Ontology annotation, molecular function: acrosin binding.
AUGGGUCUCUGGGUGAGGAGUAGUUGGCUGCUGCUGGCUCUGGUUUUUUGGCCGGGGUUUGGCCUUGCUGGAGAUGGGGCCCUGGUAAGACAAGGCCGCCAGUCAGAAUGGUGGAGGAGCCACCAGGGGCCCGUACCUAGCCGGGGUUCUGCUCGACGGGGCUUCACAGAGCUUUACUGGGGAGGUAAUGAGCCUGUGGUUGGGUUUGGGGCUCUCAGAGGUGAAUCUCAGCUCGGUGGACGUGAUGGAAUGCUCCGGCAGCUGCUGCAGAGCAGGAGCUCCCCCAUCAGCGUCCAGUGUGGAGAGGACAUCAUGGUGGUCAGCGUCAAGAGGGAUCUCUAUGGGAAUGGCAAGCUGGUGAGACCUUCUGAUCUGAGCCAGGGACCCCAACGCUGCAAGCCAGACCCCCAAAGUACUGACAGAGUGGUCAUCUUCCAGAAUGGCCUCCAGGACUGUGGCAACACGGUGCAGACAUUUCAGGACUGGCUGAUCUACACCACCAACCUGACCUACAGCCCAACUUCCUCCAUCACGAUCAUCAGAACCAACCCAGCUGUGGUCCCCAUAUUGUGCUACUACUACCGGCACGGUAAUGUCAGCAGCAAGGCCGUUAAGCCCACAUGGAUUCCAUUCAGCACCACAGUGACCUCUGAAGAAAGAUUGUCCUUCUCCUUGCAGCUGAUGACUGAGGACUGGAGUGGCCCCAGAAGUUCUCCCAUCUUCCAGUUGGGAGAUGUCCUCUACAUAGAAGCUUCUGUGGACACUCGGAACCAUAUGAAUCUGGUCCUGUAUAUUGACCAAUGUGUGGCCACCGUAUCUCCUGAUGCCAACUCUGCUCCCAAUUAUAACAUUUUCAUCUUCUGCAGAUGCCUGAUGGAUGGAAUGCAGGAUGACUCCUCCUCGGCCUUCAUCACGCCAAGGGCCCAGCCGGACAAGCUGCGGUUUACGGUGGAUGCCUUCAGAUUCCUUGGUGUAGAGGUGUCCCUGAUCUACAUAACCUGUUACCUGAAAGCUGCUGCAGCCACCCAGGUCCCCGAUUCCAUGACCAAGGCCUGCUCCUACAGCAAAGCCACAACAAGCUGGUCUGCAGUUGAGGGUCCCACCAGUAUCUGCCAGUGUUGUGAGAUGAGCACAUGCAGCAACCCUUCUGGUCCAAUAGCUGGAGGAAGGAGCCGGUUUGGAAGACCAAGAGCAUUUGGGAAGAGGGAAGCUGUGACUGAACUCAACAUAGAAGAGGGACAGAAGGUGACCACUCUAGGACCUCUAAUUGUGAUCGGGCCAAAGCAAAGUGAUGUGGCAGCUGCUGUGACCAAAGAAGAGUCUCCCCCGCUGCAGCUCUGGGUGUUGGUGGCCAUCGGAUGUCUCAGCCUUCUUGUGGUCCUUGUCUGUGUAAUGUUCAUCAGGAAGUCUCUGACAAAGUCUCGUGUGCUGUCCGUGGAACAAUAA